AAUACAUUCUCAUGUUAUAACGUGAAGAUAUUAUAUACAUUAAGGUCACAACUUUCAAUAUCGUGUAAAUGUAAAUUUAACAUAGCAAAGACAGUCAUUUUCAUACAGAAACAUAUCCAAAAGGGGACGGCUAGUUUUUUUUAUAUUCUUUAAAAGAAAAACUAAAGCUAACACUCAACCACAGCAGAAAAAUCUUGUACAACAAUCAAAAAAUGGCUUCAUCCAGUGACACUAUAGUCCUAUAUCACCACACAGACAGCGAUUCAGCAGCACUUAUAAUAAAACAUGGAUACAUCAAAAAAUCAGGAGGAGGACGUGAUGCCGUUUAUGGUGAUGGUGUUUAUCUAACAGAAAUUGGUCCGUCAUCGUCAAGAUCUAUUGUAGCCAAAAACAACUAUGAUGAUAAAAAACGUGGAUGGGAAAAGAAGAUAGAGGAGGGUAAAACGGAGGUUGCGAUAAAGAUAAAAAUAAAGAGGUCAAAGGUCAAAUUGUGCCCUGGAAACAGAAAUGUUUACCUUUACAAGGGCGACCUGUACCUGUCUGAUGUGGAAGAAUGGGAUGUGGUUGAGCGAUAAUAGUUUACAAAUACAUGUAGUUUACCAAUGCUCAAACACUGUAUGCACAAAAUAUUUACAUUUUUAUGCAAAUAUUAUAGUAGAAUGAGGCAAAAAGUGCAUUAUUUACAUUACCCCUCACAGAAAGAGAAACAUCAAUACCCAAUAGCAACACAAUAACAAAAAGUAAGCUCGGACCGACGGACAGACGACGACCUGUAAAUGUUCAAAAUAGGUCACUUUGAACACGUUCUACUUUGAUAAGGUAAAAACGGAUCAGAUAUUUGAGCAAGUAUAUUUCUUCAUCAAAAUAACAACAACUGAACAAUAAAUUGAUACAUAAAUCAAAGGGAUCAGUUUUAAACAUGUACUUUUCAAAUCAAUAUAGAAGAUGAAUUGUCAUUACAGCUUAAUAUGUUAAUGACCUCUAAGGACGUUAGAAAACAAAGCAUCUAUUUCAAUAAAGAUACAUUUCUUUUUCAGAUUUCAUUAUAGCAAUGAAUAUAAACAUGAUAUGGUUUGAAUAAAAGGUAUCGAUUUAUA
This is a messenger RNA of Ruditapes philippinarum (Manila clam), 1097 nucleotides long. RefSeq lists its product as uncharacterized. Bases 213 to 575 code for a protein of 120 amino acids. Lineage: Eukaryota; Metazoa; Mollusca; Bivalvia; Venerida; Veneridae. The record is from RefSeq and is a predicted model, not a curated record. The transcript is spliced from 3 exons.